This is a messenger RNA of Microdochium trichocladiopsis, 584 nucleotides long. RefSeq lists its product as uncharacterized. Gene Ontology annotation, molecular function: structural constituent of ribosome. NCBI's taxonomy places the organism in Eukaryota, Fungi, Ascomycota, Sordariomycetes, Xylariales, Microdochiaceae. The record is from RefSeq and is a predicted model, not a curated record. Gene Ontology annotation, cellular component: mitochondrial small ribosomal subunit. The transcript has 2 exons. Gene Ontology annotation, biological process: mitochondrial translation. Bases 41 to 571 code for a protein of 176 amino acids.
AUGCAUAUCUCAGGGGAGGAGUGGUGCCGACCCCACAAAUAUGCACAACUCCUGCGACCCUCAUUUUCUCGCCCAACAACGACCACCAAGAGUUAUCGCCAUCGGGAAGCGGCUUCGCAGCACCACCACGUCGGCGCAAAGCAAGCAUACCAGAGUCGACAACAACGCCCGCCAAUUGCCGAGGCCAGCUGUUGUUGCCGAAACACGGCACUGCGGACUCACCAACAGCUCCCCACCAGGAAAACAGAAGAAACGAAAAACAGCCAACACAAUGUCGUCCGUUCACCACAAGCCGUUCCGCCUCCCUCCAGUCAAGACGCUGCGCGUCCACGCCCCGAAUGGCACCAGAGAGCGGCCCUGCGUGACCAUCAUGUCUUCAGUCCUCGCAUGCUGGGCGUCAGCAGGAUACAGCACAUCGGCGUGCGCGCAGGUCGAGCAGGCCCUGCGCGCGUGCAUGGACCAGCCCAGCGCCGGCAAGCCCCGGAGGAGCGAGGUCAACUACCACCUGUCGCGGUUCCAGGACCGCGUGUCGCAGCCCGCGUCCAAGGCGAACAAGAAGAAGAACAAAUAAGCAAAUAUCCGAC